Perkinsus marinus ATCC 50983 is the source of this 153-nucleotide messenger RNA. RefSeq lists its product as hypothetical. The coding region runs from base 1 to 153 and encodes 50 amino acids. NCBI's taxonomy places the organism in Eukaryota, Perkinsozoa, Perkinsida, Perkinsidae. The transcript has 2 exons. The record is from RefSeq and is a predicted model, not a curated record.
AUGCCUACCCGUAUGAACCACGCUAUCUGCGUCGUCCUCUUCGUGGAGGCGGCCAGACGAUUUGGCGAUGGCCAGAGCAUUAUGUCCACUAUAGGCCUCGACGUCGAUAUCAGCUCGCCGAUCAAGGAGCAUCUAAAGAGACUAUUGUUAUAG